AUGCUGCUGUGGGUGUCCUUGCUGAUCCUCGCUCCAGUCAGUGGACAAUCUGCAACUGCACACAAACCUGUGAUUUCCCUCCACCCUCCAUGGACCACUGUCUUCCAAGGAGAGAGAGUGAAUCUGACUUGCAAUGGGUUUCACCACUCACCACAGAGAACAAAAUGGAAACGUUGGUAUUCGGGGAAAGAAAUAGUAAGAGAUACCCCAGGAGACACCCUCGAGGUUCAUGAAUCUGGAGAGUACAGAUGCCAGACUAGGGGUUCAACCCUAAGUAACCCUGUGCACUUGGUCUUUUCUACAGAACCCUUCAUCCUGCAGGCCCCAUAUUCUGUGUUCGAAGGUGACACGUUGGUUCUGAGAUGCCAGAGAAGGGGGAAAAAGAAACUAACUGCCGUGAAAUACGUUUGGAAUAGAAAAAUUCUUUCUAUUUCUAAUGAAAGCCAGGAUCUUCUUAUCCCACAAGCAAGUUCAAAUAACAACGGCUAUUACCAAUGCAUUGGAGUUGAGGACAAAAAUUAUGUAUUUAGAUCAAAUCCCAGAAUGAUCAAAAUUCAAGAAUUAUUUCCACAUCCAAAGCUGAAAGCCACCGUCUCUCAGCCUACAGAGGGGAAUUCUGUAAACCUGAGCUGUGAAACACAGCUUCCUCCAGAGAGGUCGGACACCCCGCUUUACUUCACCUUCUUCAGAGACGAUGGGGUCGUCCUGUCAGACUGGAGCAAGUCCCCAGAACUCCAGAUUGCAACCAUAUGGAGAGAAAACUCAGGAUUCUAUUGGUGUGGUGCCGAAACAGUGAGCCGCAGCGUCCACAAACGCAGCCUCCCGCUACAGAUCCAAGUGCAAAGGAUCCCCGUGUCUGGAGUGCUCAUGGAGACCCAGCCCCCAGGAGACCAGGUGGUUGAAGGGGAGGUGCUGGUCCUUGUCUGCUCUGUGGCUGAAGGCACAGGGGACACCACGUUCUCCUGGCACAGAGAGGACACGAAGGAGAGUCUGGGGAGGAAAACUCAGCGUUCUCAGAGAGCAGAGCUGGAAAUCUCUGUCAUCCGAGAGAACCAUGCCGGCGGAUACUACUGUACAGCUGACAACAGCUACGGCCCUGUACAGAGCGGGGUGAUGAACAUCACUGUGAGAGGGACUCCAGGCAACAGAGAUGGUGUAAUUGCUGCGGGAGCCACCGGAGGGCUCGGCACCAUUCUGGCUAUCGCUCUGCUGUUUUCCUGCUGGCACCGGAGGAAAUCAGGAGAUGGUUUCCGGGGAAAUGAAACCAGGAGCCCUCCCACCGCUGGCCCAGAAGAGUCCUCCCAUUCCAUCUGCCCUGUCCAGGUGGCGCUGCAGCCGUUGUAUGGCAACGUGCACCUCGAAGAGGGAGACUUGGUAUAUUCUGAGGUCCAGACUAUUCAGCUGAGAGAAGAGGGGGAAGCCAGUACCUCCAGAACACUUCUCAAGGACAAGCAUGCCUCAGUGGUCUACUCAGAGGUGAAGACACAGCUCACGGAUAACUCAGCUGGAAAGGUCAUCUCCGAGGACGAAGAUACCAUGGAAAGUUACGAGAAUGUCCUACUCGUGCACCAAAGCCCCAAGCCCAGUGCAGUCCUUAAGGCCCCUGGAGUGACAAACUAG
This is a messenger RNA of Propithecus coquereli (Coquerel's sifaka), 1620 nucleotides long. It is a transcript of the gene FCRL4, whose product is annotated as Fc receptor-like 4. Gene Ontology annotation, biological process: cell surface receptor signaling pathway. The record is from RefSeq and is a predicted model, not a curated record. Gene Ontology annotation, molecular function: transmembrane signaling receptor activity. The transcript has 12 exons. The coding region runs from base 1 to 1620 and encodes 539 amino acids. Lineage: Eukaryota; Metazoa; Chordata; Mammalia; Primates; Indriidae.